Nannizzia gypsea CBS 118893 is the source of this 1641-nucleotide messenger RNA. RefSeq names its product ankyrin repeat domain-containing protein 44. The transcript has a single exon. Bases 1 to 1641 code for a protein of 546 amino acids. Gene Ontology annotation, biological process: protein localization to ciliary inversin compartment. Gene Ontology annotation, cellular component: ciliary inversin compartment. The record is from RefSeq and is a predicted model, not a curated record. NCBI's taxonomy places the organism in Eukaryota, Fungi, Ascomycota, Eurotiomycetes, Onygenales, Arthrodermataceae. Gene Ontology annotation, molecular function: protein binding.
AUGGUCAAACUAGAAGAUCGGACAGACCAACCGCCCUAUGGCUCGCGAAGAACCUAUUGGGGAUCUUCCCACUGUGCCGCCCACACAAGUCUCUCCCAUGGGCCUCAAACAAUUUCCGCUACCGCCCGACAAGUCGACAACUCCUGCAGCCCCUCGUGUCGGUGCCGGUGCCAUAUCGGCAAGAAAUACGGUCAAUUCCGCAUUGCGCCCUUCCACAGCCUCUUUGGAUCAAUAUCCAUUAUCUUCUUCGGCUGGAGGCUCAUGGGUCCCCGCUGCAAUAUACUCUCCUGCCAUAAGAUACGCAUGAAGCUAAUGGAAGUUACCUACUCAACACCACUAAAGCCCCUGGGCAUCUCUAUUGUUGCCUCAGCGCGGUUCUAUGACGGCACGCCAAGCAUAGGGAUUAGCCUGGGCCCGACAGUAAACAUUAUAAACGAGCAAGACUACCGGAGUAUCUUCCCUUGUGUCCGGGGUCUGAAGCUCCUAGAACUUAAGAAGAUGCUCCAGAGGCGGCCUGGGGCGAUAAUAGAUGUCUCGCACCGCCAGGGCUUCUCAUCUCUGCACUAUGCCUUUGAACUUGGUAGUGUUGAGGCCAUCAAAGUCCUGCUUGCCGCGGGGUCAGAUCCCUUCCACGAGGACCAUUGGGGAAUGCCGGCGAUGUUCGACGCCUUCGUGCGCAUGCUAGGGCCGGCUAAAUGCUCCGCGUCAAUCCAAACCAAGGACAAAGCCGAGCUGGAGAAGGCUUUGCCCUUCUCAGUCUUCUUUGAUGACUACAAUUUUACGCACCUCCACCGUGUCGUCGUCGGGGCUCGACCGCUGAGAAUUGAAGCAGCACUAAGCAUGGGUUUACAUGCAGGUGACAUAAACGCCCAAGACGAUAUGGGCAUGACGCCCCUUCACUGGGCAGCGUUGAAAGAUGACGUGGAAGCCGUCUCUGCGCUUCUAGCAGCGGGUGCAGACUUCACCAUCCGUAAUAAACGUGGCAAGACCGCACUGUGGAAAGCUUGUCUUAAUAACGCCUAUGCCUCUGCAGUUCAACUCCUUGCUUUCGGUGCGGAUGUUAAUGCCGGCAGUAAUUAUGGCUAUAUGCCUAUCCAUGGUGCUGCGAAGUCUAAUGCAUCAGAUGAACUUCUCUCACUGCUUCUAGAACACGGCGCAGAGUUGGACGACGCACGGAACAGCUUCGACCGCACACCGCUGAACCGCGCUAUCUCGUGUGACAUCGCUCAGAGCUGUGCGUUUCUCUUAGACCGCGGCGCCAACAUAAAUCGACUGAAUCGAGAGGGUGAUACCCCCAUAUUUGAGGGAGUGAAGAAGAACGCGCACGCGUGCCUUGAGCUGCUGAUUUCACGGGGAGCGGAAUAUCACCAUGUGAGGGUGAAGCAGACAGUGCUGCAUGUUGCUGCUAUGAGAGGAGAUCGGCGGACGUUUGAGAUAUUGAUGGCGGCGGAAAUAGAGGGAGUGGAUGUUAAUGCGAGAGAUGGAGAGGGAAUGACUGCAAGGGGGUUGUUUGCUAGGCGGGUGGGGGUUCCAGCCGAGACUAUCGCGGCUUUUAACCAUUUGUUGGUCAGUUUGAAUCCAAAGGGAAUAGAGGAAAGCGAUGAGGAGAAGUUUAGUGAUGCGGUAGAAUACCUGGAAUAA